Pararge aegeria (speckled wood butterfly) is the source of this 947-nucleotide messenger RNA. RefSeq lists its product as uncharacterized. The record is from RefSeq and is a predicted model, not a curated record. The transcript has 4 exons. The coding region runs from base 196 to 915 and encodes 239 amino acids. Lineage: Eukaryota; Metazoa; Arthropoda; Insecta; Lepidoptera; Nymphalidae.
CACACAUACAGCCAGUGUGAUCAGUGAUCACAUGAAUGGGUAUUAUAUCAGAAGAUACUGACUUUGUAGCUUGCUUUAUUAACAACAGAUCAGUAAAUAUUAACGUGUCACCCAAGGCGCUCUUGUGUUUAGUGCUACGUAUAACUUUUUGGUUUAUUAAUAACGGUUGCAAAAUAUCAAAGCGUGCGCGUAAACAUGUCUGGUACUGUUGCGCGUAAAGUGUGGACCAGAUUUGAGUCGAAAAAACCGGAUGGCAGUAUUGUUAAACUACGUAUCGAAGAUCGUCCAGUGGAAUCCGAAAAUGAUGUUUACGUAUUUUUAAUGGAUUAUUUCGUUCCCGAAGAGGCGGUCCAUAAAGCUUCAGGUGUUUCAAAAAAUCCAGAGGCACUUAAAGAGUAUAGAGAGCUAAUGACAUCAUUCUUCAAAGCAUUGCCGAUUCAUGCCACAGUGUGUUGCGUUGAUGAUGACUCCAAUACUGCUGGGAAAAUUUUGGGACUAUCAGUUAUACAGCCGACGAGGAAUACUGAUAAAUUUGAAGAUUUUAUAAAAGACAUGGAGUUCAAGUCAGAAGAGAUGAUACGGAUUCUAUACGCUGCAAAAGUAUUAGAAAGUUAUACUGGAGAUUCCAAAAAAUACGACAUUUUUUACUACGGCCGAGGUAUUAUUGUUCACCCAGAAUACAGAAGGUUGGGCAUAGCAGUUGAGCUUGUUAAAGUGCGGGAGUUAAUCUGCAUCGAUAGCGGUAUCCCUAUGACAUGCGCAUGGAUGUCAGCAAAGGGCAGCCAAAAGGCAGCGGAAGCUAACUCUUGGAAGACCAUGGUAGAAAUUCCAAGAGAGGAAUUAGAAGAGAAGACAGGACUUGAGUUUGAUAAGAGUCUACCAAGUUUUAAAUUUAUGUACAAGACAGUAGAUUAACAUUAAACAAAUAAAGUAAUUAAACGAAUUAA